ACGUAGACCGGCGAAUGCCAAGAGGUUUUAUUUAUUCUAGAAAAGACUAAGAACCGGGCAAUAAUGUUUGGUUUAAUUAUUUCAGGUAGACUGCCCCAAACAGAUUUUGUAGCGGUUGAUGAGAACAAGCUGCUGAUAAACGUGCCCGACAUCGAUGCCGUCAAUUAUGUUGUUAUUUUCUUAACUGGCAUCUCACCCCUGCCGCUGGGCACCGCAGCGGCAAUCUAUUUUAGUUGGCCAGAUGCAAAUGCAGCGCCCACCUGGCAAUAUCUGGGGCACAUCAAUAACAACAAACCAUCCGCGAUCUUUAAAAUAGCGCAACUAAAGAAAGGCCACGAGCUGGAGACACAUUCAAAUGGCAUGGUUUUUGGUGCCCAGGAAAUCUCGCACAUAGCACAAAUUGGCAUUUCAAUAGAGCCCGAAUUGACGGUGACUCAACAAACGCCAGCAGUUUCCAGCGCCAAUGAUAAUAAACAGUUUGGACAGCGCAUGUUAGAGAACUUUUUCAAUUAUGCGUCCAGUUUUUGUGUGGGCGUACCUGAGAUUCCACCUGCCACAAGUGAAACCUUCGUGCCUUUCUCCGUUGUACAGAAUUGGUAUACUAACUUUCAACGGCGCAUGGAACAAAAUCCGAAUUAUUGGAAACAAUGUUAAACAAAAAGGAUUAAUUGUCGCAAAGUUGAAAAUAUAUAUAUAUAUACGAACGUUG
This is a messenger RNA of Drosophila hydei, 709 nucleotides long. RefSeq names its product protein OPI10 homolog. The record is from RefSeq and is a predicted model, not a curated record. The coding region runs from base 64 to 654 and encodes 196 amino acids. The transcript has 3 exons. Gene Ontology annotation, molecular function: nuclear import signal receptor activity; Hsp70 protein binding. Gene Ontology annotation, cellular component: nucleus; cytosol. Gene Ontology annotation, biological process: protein import into nucleus. Lineage: Eukaryota; Metazoa; Arthropoda; Insecta; Diptera; Drosophilidae.